Diaporthe batatas is the source of this 3700-nucleotide messenger RNA. RefSeq lists its product as uncharacterized. Lineage: Eukaryota; Fungi; Ascomycota; Sordariomycetes; Diaporthales; Diaporthaceae. The record is from RefSeq and is a predicted model, not a curated record. Gene Ontology annotation, molecular function: oligopeptide transmembrane transporter activity. The coding region runs from base 1164 to 3506 and encodes 780 amino acids. The transcript has 10 exons. Gene Ontology annotation, biological process: transmembrane transport.
CGACGACCUGCCUUGUUUGUAUCUUCCUACCUACUACCCAGUCAAGUACAUUACUAUAUGUCCUUGAGUAGGUAUGUUUCUGAGGCGCACAAACCAGGCCCAAGUACCAGCCAUACCACGUCUUCCACCAACGGCGCCAGAUAAGCAUCCGUUCCUAGCGGCCUCCCGGCAACCACGGGCUUGGCUGCAAACCUCGGCCCUGCUGCUUUGUAUCAUCCUCUCCUCCAUUCAAGCCUAUCUGUUUCCAGAACGGAACGCGUCUCUCAACGGUCGAUCACGUCACCGCGCUGUCGUCCGGUCUUUCGGAUGCAAGGAUGAAUGGAUCGAUGGAUUCUCCUUAUCUCCAGCCCCCGGCCCCCUCCCCCAGAGGAGGGACAUGGCGGAAUCGCGGGCACGUGGGAGGCACGCUGGUGUUGCAGUCACCACCCGCCUCAUUGGCCACGCGUAGUGCCACUGCACAUGUAACGUCAAUCACGAUGGCCAAAAGGAUCAGACAAGCCCUGCCGCCGUGCCACGAUCAUGAGCACGGUGGCACUCAGGACCGGGCGGUGAGAGUUGCAUCCCACAGCCAGACAGCCUGCAUGCCACCAUGACAUACCACAGUACUUUCUCUACUCCACUCAAGGCUCAAUUUGCCCCGUUUCUCGGGGGCGAACCUCUCACUUUCCCCCUUCCCAAAGAUGCGAAACCAGAGCAUGCGGUACCAUUCAGCCGGUGCGAUACGGGCUGUAGGCUUGCAUCUGCCUCGGAAUUUCUGGACAUGAGGGUCCACCUAUCCCUGAAAGAGGAAGCUACCGAAUCUUCUUGGGUUCUGGAAUCAUGUAGCGGGAGAUAACGAGCACGUCGUAUCACCCCGUCUACCCCAGGCACACACCCACUCCCAGAUUGAUGGAUCGACCCCGCCUUCUCUGCAUCAAAUACGACGGAAAUCCUGUGCCCUUUCCGACUGGUGGCGACAUGGCGAUACUGAUCUUGGGUGAGGAGCUAUCCAUGGGCACUGCGCUGUUGCUUUGAACCGGCACCUCGGCCACCAGGUAUAAAGCCUACUGAGCCCACUCCUACUUGUCCCAAGUCGCGUGUCUCACUGAAGGUCAUUCCAAGGCUGGCAGGUUUCUUGCACAGGAGAUUCUCCAUUGUUCCCACUUGAAUCACCUCCCAUCAUCAUGGCUGUCAUUCCUGAUGGCGGGCCAGACGGCCCUACACUCUCGGAGAUCACACAGCCGAGUGAGCCUACGAGGGACAAGACCACUCAACAUACCCAACCGUACGAUGAGAAGAACCAGGACAUCGAAGUCGUGUCUGCGGGUCCGGAUUCUGACUACGAUGAUGCUGCCAAAAUUUAUGUGCCGGAGGACAAUGAAGAGUUCAUUGACCCUCGUCUGAAGGACUAUCCGAAUCCCCUGGUCGCGAAGACGGUUGACCUGCACAAUGACUUCGACGAGCCCAUUCUCACGUUUCGCUUCUGGUUUCUUUCCACGUUCUGGGUGGUCGUUGGUUGCGCAAUUUCGGCCAUGUACUACUUCAAACCAUACUACCAAACCCUCAGCUCCUACGCGGUCCAGUUGCUUUCAUGGGGCAUGGGAGACGCAAUGGCCAAGUAUCUCCCCAAGAGGACAUUUUCCAUCUUUGGAAAAUCUUUCAGCCUGAAUCCAGGCCCAUGGAACGCAAAGGAACACGCCUUGAUCGUCGUCGCAUACUGGGGUUCUUGUUACGCUGCCUAUGGUCUUGGGCCACUAUCCGCGUUGGAACUGUACUACGGCCGUAAAAUCAACGCUGGCUGGGGCAUCUGUUUCUUGUUGACUUCCCAGAUGAUCGGGUACGCCUUCACAGGCAUAUACCGUGAUAUCCUCGUUCGCCCGCCCAAGAUCUACUAUCCCGGAGUCCUCCCGAAUGUGGCAUUAUUCAACGCCAUGCACAAAAACCCCUCCGUCACCAAAAAGUCCCUGAAAUUCUUCGCCAUUGUCGCCUGCGCUACUUUUUGCUAUCAGUGGAUUCCUGGCUUCAUUUUCCCCCUCCUCUCGUCCCUUCCUCUGCUGUGCUACUUUGGGCAUGGGCAAUGGAAGGCCUAUUUGAUGGGUUCGGGAUACUAUGGCUUCGGAAUGCUCGACUUCACACUAGAUUGGAACUAUGCCAGCUUCCUCUCUCCCCUUUACACACCGCUAUGGGCAAACGCGCACCAGAUCGCUGGUGCCAUCUUUUGCUGCUGGAUGCUGUACCCCAUCAUGUACUUCACUAACACAAUCAACUCGCAAAACUAUCCGCCAAUGUCUUCUGGCACUUUCGACCUCACUGGGCAGACUUACAACAUCAGUCGCAUUCUCACGCCCGAAUACACCCUCAACCAGACGGCAAUGGACGCCUACUCCCCUCCCCGAUGGUCCACAUCAUACGCAAUGUAUUUCUUCUUCGGGUUCGCCGCAUCCACAGCCGCCUUGGCCUACUCGAUACUGUGGUACGGCAAAGACUCGUACAAGGCUUUCCGCGAUGCGCUCAAGAACGUCCGAGAUGACUACAACGACCCGUACCUGAAGCUCAUGAGCCGUACAGAGCGUGUACCGCACUGGUGGUACAUUGCGCUCCUAAUUCCCUGCCUGGCCUUGUCCUUGGGUUGCAUCUAUGGCGCGGAGAUGGGGCUGCCCUGGUGGGGCUUCAUUGUCAUCACGCUCGUCUCGGUCAUUUGCACUUUUCCGAACGGGAUCCUAUGGGGUGUGGCCAAUGUCCAGGUCGGGAUGGCAUUUCUAUCAGAGCUCAUGGCUGGAGCCAUGUUCCCAGGGAACCCGACGGCGGUUCUCACUUGCAUGACGUACGGCCGGCAGAUCCUGGAACAGAACCUCAAUCUAACCUCGGACUACAAGUUUGGGUUCUACAUGAAGAUCCCGGAGAAAGAGAUGUUCUGGGGCCAAGUCUACGGCACUUUGCUAGGACCCUUCAUCAACUAUGGCAUCAUGCGCCUAGUGAUAGACCACAUCGGUAAGGAGACCCUGAUCGGGAAGAUGGACUCGAAUGCCUGGCUCGCCCUGAAGACGAAGAGCUACUAUUCACUCUCGGUGCUAUGGGGUAUCUUGGGCCCCAAGGUUCUCUUCGACAAGGGCUCCCCUUACAGCUGGAUCUACUACUCGUUCCUCAUCGGCCCUGCCCUGGUGGCCAUCACUUUCGUCGUCCACAGGUACAAACCGGAUUGGAGCAUCGAGACACGAUGCAAUAUGACAAUGCUGCUUUACGGCGGUACCAUCUUCCCCGUCUACGAGACGACGAAUCUCAUGACAUCCGCCCUGCUUUCUCUGGUUUUCAUGGGUUAUAUCCUCCGAGUACACCCCGUGUGGUUCCGCAAGUACAACUACCUGCUGGGGACUGGUCUAGACUGCGGUACCCAGGUCUGUGCCACCAUCAUCAUGUUCGCCAUCAACUUGCCUGGAGUGACAAUGCCAGCCUGGUGGGGCAAUAACCCUGAUUAUACUGAUCUUUGCUACCCACCAUCAAGUCUACCUCCCAAUGCAUUGAACUGAUUGGAGCCCCCGGGGGGGUUCCAGGCGAUCAUAUGAGUGAGGCAAACCUUCAACUUGAGGCUGGGUCAAGUUGGACAACAUGGCUGGAAUUUCAGGGAAUUUUCUGUCUCGCAACCUCGCAGACGGUGUUGUACACGAAUACCAAAGCAACUUAUCCAAUUUGAAGUCAAUAGAUACAUUUACUCCGUCCUGGA